CCCCGGGAGGGCUUCGGCGGCGGCGGGAACCAGACCAACGGCAGCUGCUCGCAGAGUGACCCGUGCGAGCCGGGUGUCCUGCUCCCCGUCUGGAACCCGCUCAACCCCUCGGUCGGCGACAAGGUGGCGCGCGCCAUCGUCUACUUCGUGGCGCUGGUCUACAUGUUCCUGGGCAUGUCCAUCAUCGCCGACCGCUUCAUGUCGUCCAUCGAGGUCAUCACGUCGCAGGAGAAGGAGAUCACCAUCAAGAGGCCCAACGGCGAGACCACCACCGCCACCGUGCGCAUCUGGAACGAGACGGUCUCCAACCUGACCCUCAUGGCCCUGGGCUCGUCCGCCCCGGAGAUCCUGCUGUCGGUCAUCGAGGUGUGCGGCCACGGCUUCGAGUCCGGCGCCCUGGGGCCGUCCACCAUCGUGGGCAGCGCGGCAUUCAACAUGUUCGUCAUCAUCGGCCUGUGCGUCUACGUGGUGCCCGACGGCGAGACCAGGAAGGUCAAGCACCUGCGCGUGUUCUUCGUGACCGCCGCCUGGAGCAUCUUCGCCUACAUCUGGCUCUACCUGAUCCUGUGCGUGCUGUCGCCCGGCGAGGUGGAGGUGUGGGAGGCCGUGCUCACCUUCAUGUUCUUCCCACUCUGCGUGGUGCAGGCCUGGAUUGCGGACCGUCGCCUCCUCUUCUACAAGUACGUGCGCAAGCGUUACCGUGCCGACAAAAGCCACGGCAUCGUGGUGGAGACGGAGGGUGGAGACGACCUGAUGAUGAAGGAGACCGGCUUCACCAAGAUGGACAUGCUGGAGCUGGACGGCAUGAACUCGCACCUGGACGGCAUGCUGGCCAGCGGGGGUGAGGACGGCGGCGGCGGCGCCCUGCGCGACCAGGAUGACGAGGCCAGGAGGGACAUGGCCCGGACGCUCAAGGACCUCAAGCACAGACACCCCGAUAAGGACCAGGAGCAGCUCAUUGAGAUGGCCAACUACCAGGUUCUGGUGCAGCAGCAGAAGAGCCGGGCAUUCUACCGCAUCCAGGCCACGCGCAUGAUGAUCGGCGCGGGCAACAUCCUGAAGAAGCACGCGGCCGACCAGGCCCGCAAGGUGGUCAGCAGCAACGAGCAGCAGGAGCAGGAGGACACCUCACACUAUCGCGCUUCUGGACUUCCAGCCCGGCCAAAUCACCUGGUGCUUGAUGCUCAUGGCUCGCUCAAGCCUCUUCACGUGGUGUGACAUGGAGGAGACCCCAGCUGCACCGUCAAGGUCGACUACCGCACCGAGGACGGCACUGCCAACGCCGGCUCGGACUACGAGUUCGCCGAGGGCACGCUCCUCUUCAAGCCGGGCGAGAUGCUCAAGGAGGUGACGGUGGGCAUCAUCGACGACGACAUCUUCGAGGAGGACGAGUACUUCUACGUGCGGCUGAGCGACCCGCGCAUCGUGGGCUGGGCCGACGGGCACCCUCCUGCGCCCGAGGUGCCCGGCGCGCCCACCUACCAGGCGGCACUGGGCGAGGCGCACACGGCCACCGUCACCAUCUACGACGACGACCACGCCGGCAUCUUCACCUUCGAGUGCGAGUCGGAGCGCGUCAGCGAGAGCGUGGGCACCAUGCAGGUGAAGGUGUUGCGCACGUCGGGCGCCCGCGGCCUGGUGGCCGUCCCGUACCGCACGCUGGAUGGCACCGCCAAGGGCGGCGAUGACUACGAGGAGGCAGUCGGCAAGCUGGAGUUCCAGAACGACGAGACUUUGAAAAUUAUUGAGGUGAAAAUCAUUGAUGAUGAGGAGUACGAGAAGAACAAAACUUUCACCAUCGAGCUGGGUGAACCAGUACUACUGGAGAUUGGACAAAAGCAUGGAGACUCCAAUGAGAACAAGCCAGCGGUGGGGGCAGAGGACGAGGAGGUGGCCAAGAUGGGCUGCCCCAGUCUCGGAGAGCACACUCGGCUGGAGGUGGUCAUUGAGGAGUCCUACGAGUUCAAGAAUACAGUGGAUAAGCUCAUCAAGAAAACCAACCUGGCUCUGGUGGUGGGCAGCAGCAGCUGGAGGGAGCAGUUUGUCAGCGCCGUCACGGUCAGCGCAGGAGACGACGACGAGGAGGAGAGCGGUGAGGAGCGUCUGCCCUCCUGCUUUGACUACAUCAUGCACUUCCUCACCGUCUUCUGGAAGGUUCUGUUCGCCUUCGUGCCGCCCACCGAGUACUGGAACGGCUGGGCCUGCUUCAUCGUGUCCAUCACCCUCAUUGGCGUGCUGACCGCCGUCACCGGCGACCUGGCCUCCCAUUUCGGCUGCACCAUCGGCCUGAAGGACUCCGUCACCGCCGUAGUGUUCGUGGCCCUGGGCACCUCCGUCCCGGUAGACACCUUCGCCAGCAAAGUGGCGGCCAUCCAGGACCAGUAUGCCGAUGCCUCCAUCGGCAAUGUGACGGGCAGCAACGCCGUCAACGUCUUCCUGGGCAUCGGCGUGGCCUGGACCAUCGCCGCCGUCCACUGGCGCCUCAAGGGCAAGACGUUCUACGUGCCGCCGGGCUCGCUGGCCUUCUCCGUGUCGCUGUUCACCGGGCUGGCCGUGGUCGCCGUCAGCGUGCUCCUGUACCGCCGGCGUCCGGGGGUGGCCGGCGGCGAGCUGGGCGGGCCUCGGACUUGCAAGCUGGUCACGGCCGCCCUCUUCUUCAGCUUCUGGCUCAUCUACAUCCUCAUGGCCUCGCUGGAGGCCUACUGCCACAUCCCCGGCUUCUGAGAGAGAUGGAGGGAUGGAGAGAGAGAGAGAGAGAGAGAGAUGGAGGGAGAGGAGGAAGAAAGAAAGAAGAUGCAAAAUUGAGGACAUUAAGGGCAAAAAUUUUUAUGAAGUGAAAGAGAUUUGUUAGGGAAAAGAGAAGAGAUAGAGAGAAGAAAAAGGAGGAAGGAGUGAGACAGAGAGAGAGAGAGAGAGAGAAUGUCAGUCAAAGUAGUGACCAAAUGUCACGUUUAGUGAAGAGAAAGAUCUAGAAUGGCGGCGUGUAAUGAUGGAGCUAUGAAGAAGAGCAAACCUGGAGUUCCU
Alosa alosa (allis shad) is the source of this 3024-nucleotide messenger RNA. It is a transcript of the gene slc8a4b, whose product is annotated as solute carrier family 8 member 4b. Gene Ontology annotation, biological process: sodium ion transmembrane transport; calcium ion import across plasma membrane; cell communication. The record is from RefSeq and is a predicted model, not a curated record. Lineage: Eukaryota; Metazoa; Chordata; Actinopteri; Clupeiformes; Clupeidae. Gene Ontology annotation, cellular component: postsynapse; axon; sarcolemma. Gene Ontology annotation, molecular function: calcium:sodium antiporter activity.